Pelodiscus sinensis (Chinese soft-shelled turtle) is the source of this 1077-nucleotide messenger RNA. The record is from RefSeq and is a predicted model, not a curated record. NCBI's taxonomy places the organism in Eukaryota, Metazoa, Chordata, Testudines, Trionychidae.
GGCUGGGGGGGCCUCGCCCCGGGGCCAGGCUUGCUGUUCUUCUUGGCUCCCUGCUGCAGGGCCCCAUGGGAGUCGCUGCUCUGCUGGCUGGGGGGCCGGAGCCAUGUGCUUGGGCUAACAUGCUCUCUGCUUCCCCAGGUGGAUUUUCCCUUUCCCGAGUUUGUCCUGACUGUUGGCUUCCUGCUGGUUCUCGUAAUCGAGCACGUGGUCCUGGACUGCAGCGAGCGGCAGGCGGGGGAGGCCACCCCUCUCCUCUCCUGUGCAGGGGGGCCCCCCCAGCCAGCAGACCCUGCAGAGUGUGGGGUGGAGACGGGGGCUCACCACUUCCCUGUGGCCUUCCAGGCCCACUCGUCCUUCCGCUCCUUUGUCCUGUUCCUGUCUCUGUCCGUGCACGCGCUGUUCGAGGGCCUGGCCGUGGGGCUGCAGGAUGCGGAGUCCAAGGUGCUGCAGAUCUGCAUGGCCAUCCUGGUGCACAAGAGCGUGAUUGCUGGCAGCCUGUCGCUCCUGCUCCUCCAGAGCCGAGUCUCCGCCUGCUGCUUUGUGGCUCUGAUUGGCACCUUUGCCCUCAUGUCUCCCCUAGGCAUGGCCGUGGGGAUUGUGAUGACCCAGAACCCAGGCCCCAGCAGCACCAUGGCCCAGUGCCUGCUGGAAGGGAUGGCGGCAGGGACCUUUGUCUAUAUCACCUUCCUUGAGAUCCUGCCUCAUGAGCUGAACUCCCCGACCUGCCGCCUGCCCAGAGUGCUUGCCAUGCUGCUGGGCUUCUCAGCCAUGGCUGCCUUGCGCUUCCUGGGCUGAGCCGCUGGGCUGGCCGGGGCGGCUGCUGGCAGCUGCAGGCUCUGCCCUGCUGUUGGCCUCUCCUGGACGGGAGGGUCUCGGCGGGCGCUGGCAUUGCUGUCUCGUUCAGGAGCGUCCUGGCCCAGCAGGCCGGUGAUGGUGGCGAUGGCUGAUCACGCUGGACCAGAUGCAGCAGAGACGGGGGUUUCCUGAGCCAUUUUACCCUUUUAAACGGCCGUGGAACGGAUUUUAUGAGUGGGAAUUGUAUGGCUUGGAAUUAAAGGCUCUGCUCUUCCCAGGAAA